CUGCGACAGUGCUGAGCAAUGUCACAUUGCCCCAGUUGUUGGCUUUUCGACGUGGCAUUCUGGCACGAUUCGGAAGCUUUCGGGUCGCAUUUGAGGCCCUGAAAUUCAGAGCCAAGAAGAAAGAGGAUGGAGAUGGACAGGAAGGAACAUCUUCAAAUGGGGACUCAAACUCAUCCAGUAACACAAGGAGAAGUAGAGGACAACUAGUACAAGGUUCUGGAAGUAGUGACAGUGAAGCUCAAGAACAUCAAGCUCCUGAUGAAGGUAGAACACCCUAUAUCCCCAAAGAGAAUUUCAUCGCCAUGUACGAAAUGCUGGUCUAUCGAAAAGGGAAUAGUUUCGCGCAUCGAGUGGCGCCAGGGAGUGGAGCUUCACCUUCAGGCGUGGAGUUUGAUGUCGAACCUGAUGACUCGAUACCAGUCAUAGAUAAGCGCGACAACAAGCCUGAUGCGAAUCGAGGACGGGGUGGAAGUGUCUCUGACACAAAGUCUUCUAGUGGGAAAAACAAGUCAUCUUCUCCGUCCAAACUACAGGUAGUAAAAGGUGGCGCAUCAACUGACGUAGAACAACAAACAGAAGAAAUGAGUAGGAGCAAGAACAUCAAGAAUAAAGGUAGUGUUACUGGUGGAGGAGGUGGAAAAGGAGGUGAAAGUGAUUAUGCAGCUAGUUCAGAUGAGGAGCAAGAUGAGGGCUCAUUCAUGGUCGCUAUGGAAAGUGUGACAGAGUUGGAACUGGCCAGGGAAGCAGAGGCCCAACGACAACUAUCCACAGGCCCAACUACUGGUCCUUCGACUGGCACCGUAGUCGCAGUCACAGAUCCAGAUAGUGUCGAAUCCAUCUCGUUGCGCAAGUCGUGGAAGUGGCAUCGAGAUAAACACGAAGACCCUGCGGCAAAAUAUCUACCCGAUCACAAGAAAAGGAAACAAACAGAGGACGCGGAAGCGGUGUAUUCCUAUGCGAGGUGUCUGGGUAUGAGGAAUAGCUUUGCAACGAAGGCGGAGACGAAGCACAUCGAAGGGUUGCCGUACGAGACGUUUUUGCAGCUGAUGGCGACUAGUGCUCCACAGACAGGGAUUUCAGCGUUUCGAAAGAGGAUUCUGCUGCAUUUCGGAACCUGGACCAACGCGUUGCGG
Amoebophrya sp. A25 is the source of this 1133-nucleotide messenger RNA. Lineage: Eukaryota; Dinophyceae; Syndiniales; Amoebophryaceae. The record is from the annotation of a GenBank genome assembly.